Molecule: messenger RNA, 579 nt
Organism: Sporisorium graminicola
Lineage: Eukaryota; Fungi; Basidiomycota; Ustilaginomycetes; Ustilaginales; Ustilaginaceae
Exons: 3
Coding region: 1-579 (192 amino acids)
Biological process (GO): translation
Cellular component (GO): ribosome; cytosolic large ribosomal subunit
Molecular function (GO): RNA binding; structural constituent of ribosome
Source: RefSeq, a predicted model, not a curated record
AUGGGUAUUGAUAUCGCCAAGAAGCACGUUAAGAACGGUCAGCGUACCGCCCCCAAGAGCCAGGACCCUUACCUCCUGCUCCUGGUCAAGCUCUACCGCUUCCUUGCUCGCCGCACUGACAGCCGAUUCAACAAGGCCAUCCUCCGCCGCCUGUACAUGUCCAAGAUCAACCAGCCCCCCGUUUCGGUUUCGCGCAUCAUCUACCUGACCCAGUCGCAGGGUGGUGUGGCCGCUUCGGCUUCGGAGACGCCCAAGACCGUUGUUGUUGUUGGCACCAUCACCGACGACAACCGAGUUCUCGAGCUGCCCAAGCUCAGCGUCGCUGCUUUGCGAUUCACCAACACUGCCCGCGCCCGCAUCGAGGCUGCCGGCGGUGAGUGCCUCACCCUGGACCAGCUCGCUACUCGUGCCCCCACUGGUAGCAACACUGUGCUCAUCCGUGGUGUUAAGAACGCCCGCGAGGCUGUCAAGCACUUCGGGUUCGGCCCGCACAAGAACAAGAAGCCCUACAUCCGCGCCAAGGGCCGCAAGUUCGAGAAGGCUCGUGGUCGUCGUGCUUCGCGUGGCUUCAAGGUGUAA